AUGCGAUGCAGCCGUCGUUCGUCGGCGCUGGCCCUCGGCUGCGCCGUCCUGUCUGGCCUGCCGUCGCCAGUCUCGGCCGCCUUCAUCACCUUCGACAACUGCCUGGACCAGAGCAUCCGCGACUCGACCCCUCUGCAUCUUCAGUUCGUCCCGCUCUUUGUCGACGCGCGCUUCAACACGUCCGACCCGAGCCAUAACCUCAAUCUCACCAUCUACGGCAAUGUCAGCGGCCAGGCCACCCAAGGCAACUAUCCGCCUCCCAACGACCCGUCAUGGCGAGAUCCAAACGACCCAUUCGGCAAGAUAGUCGACCUCUCGCCCUCCAACAACAAAUACUCGACCCUCUUCCAGCGCUACCAAGUCCUCACCUUCGACGCCUACGAGGCCAACCCGAGCCGCUUCUGCAAUUCGACCGUCAACGACUCUUGUCCCUUGGCCCCUUCCUUCUACAAAAAUCCUUAUGACCCCUACGACCUCUCGGCCUUCACCGUCAGCCAUGACUUCUAUAGCUCGUAUGCUUUCGCAACCAUUGCCACUACCAUCACCGCAAAGUCCGGCGACGCAGGCGCUCCAGACAUUGCUUGCAUUUCCGCCAACAUCACCCCAGCGCUCAGUCACACCCUGUCUGGCCUGUUGACAUACCUUCCUGUCGCCAUCCUUAUACUUGUAGCCCUCGCGACCGCUGCUGCCGGCAUCUACUCUCCUUGGGGUUCUACUGACCCCUUCAAAUGGACUACAAAUUAUGGUCGUGAUCAGGAUCUGCUGCGUCUUGUGACGCCUGGUUUUGGCGACUGCUUGCAAUACAUACAAUUUAUCUUCUUGACGGGUGCGCUUAGCCUCAAUUACCCUGGCUAUUACGCACCAGUCACCAAGCAGGCGAGCUGGUCCGCUUUGCUUUUUAACACAAGUUACGUCUCUCAUGGGGACGGGACCCAAUCUCUUCAGGAUGGAAUAUACAUCACCAAUGGAACCUACGGCAUGACUCGCAUGAGCCAACUGGUGGGCAUGACUGCAGUACGCGACAUCUGGGCGUGCAUGGCUGUCUGGCUGCUUGUCGUCGCGGUUGCCGUCGUCGUCCUCUGUCAGCUGGCUUUCCUCUUGCGCUGGCUGAUUCGUCUUCUCGCCAAUAGCCAACAAGAAGAUCUUCGGAAGAAGAACUGGCCCUUGAGCGGUGGCAUGGUAGUGCGUAUUAUCUUCAACUACUUCCUUCUGCCCAUUGUUGCUAUCUCCAUGUUCCAAUUGAUAGUGGCUGCGCGAUCGCCUGCUUCUGUGGUUGCCAUGGCCGUUAUACUUCUACUAGCCAUCAUCGUCCUUGCUCUCUGGAUCCUCAACCUCAUUUUCCGCACCAAGCCCCGCGCCUACCUUUUCGAUGAUCUUCCGACUGUUCUGCUCUACGGCCCACUUUACAACACCUAUUCCGAUGAGGCCGCUCCAUUUGCUCUCAUUCCUGCCAUUCUCACUUUCAUUCGAGGUAUCGCCAUCGGUGCGGUACAGCCUUCGGGCAUUGCACAGCUGGUCAUCAUGGCCAUCUGCGAGGUUAUUCUUAUAUUAACAUUGCAUGCAUUCCGUCCAUUCCAUUCGCCAACCCACAUGAACGCCUACCAUACAUUUUUUGCUUCUGCAAGACUUGCGGCCGUUCUCCUCAUGGUCGCGUUCGUGCCAUCUCUGGGUGUCACGGAGGCGCCCAAAGGAUGGAUCGGCUAUGCUAUUCUUCUAAUUCAUGGUAUAGUCCUUAUUUUUGGCUUCUUCAUGAACGCCCUACAGACUCUACUAGAAGUCUUCGCCCGUAUGGCAGGCGCAGGAGGUGAUCCUCAACAUGGAGCACAGAGAGGAGGUCUGAUAUCGUUCGGUUGGCGUCAGCUUCGCAAGCGGCAACCAGGUAGGCAAGCAAAUAGACCUGGUAGCAUGAUGUCUGAUGCUGCUAUCUUAGCCAACGACUCGGACGCCAAAUCGCUCAACCUCAUGGGAGGACGAUCGAGAAGCAUGUCUGCCAGCUCCCAGAUGAUGCUUAGCCAGCACCUGUCUGAUAAUCGUGUAAGUGGCGGCUUCGAUCAAUUCGCUCAGUCCGAGUAUGCAUACACUCCAACGAUGGAAACUCCGGCUACUCCUUAUAGUGCCGUCCCACCAUCUGCCAGUUCUGUUGCAGGAGUUGGUAAUCCUGGCAAGCGUCCAAUUUUGGGCAUCAAGACAGAACAACCUCUGUCAGAUCCGUACUAUCGGGCGCCUCGACCACGCAGGAAUACCAAUGAUCCAUAUACUCCGGGUGCCAGAAGCCGACACUCAACAAGCGGUGAUUGGAACAGGCUACCGUAUCAAGAUUCUCCAGAUCAUUCAGGCGGUGUUGACGAUCUCGGAGAAGGUGGCUCAAUUGUGCCUCCUUACCUGCGGACUCAACACAGAGGUGGUUCGGAUCCAGAUCUGGCAGAUCUGACACCCAGGGAGAGGACCGAUUAUGCUGUAAGAGAAGUUGAUUUCUAUUAUGGUGUCAGAGGACCAGCUCUCUCGAAUGCACCCGCGAGAAAACUCAAGACUGGGCCUGCAGAUCCUGUAGGUCCUGUCUCAUCUGCUACCACAUGGUUCCAGCGUCUCGUUGGUGGAAAAAGAAAAGAUAAAGGCAAAGGAUUUGAGGUGGUCCGCAGUUCUCGCAUGCCUGCGAACAUGACACGUGAGCCUAUCGAUGACGAGGAAGGGCAAGAAUUGGAGACUUCACCGCCAAUGAAUUACCAGCCAUACACGGACUCACCAGACCCACAAUUAAUGGCCGGCGCUCGUAGGUCAACCAGUCCCGAGGGAUAUGGAGACAUGGGUAGCCGACUUGGAGGAACCUGGAACAAUAUGGAAGCCGAGGAGUCGGACUCCGAGAGCGACAUUACGAACACUCGACCAUCUUCUCGACCAUCUUCACCACCUUACCUUCGUCCUAUAUCUCGAACUGGUAGCAUCAAGUUCGAUGAAGACGACAAGCCAGUAAGGGUUCCCUCGAGUGCUGCCGACAAGGAUUAUUUCCCAGCAUCGCCACCACCACGUCACCCAUUCCAUGUCGGCAACAGCGUCGGCCACAACGGAAGACCCACCAGUAUGGGUACAGUACAGCAGCGCGUGACGAGCGACAGCGUUUUCCAGAGCGCAGGAGUUGGUGAAGGAAGCAUAGCGGAGAUUGUGACCAACGAUCGAACCAUGAGCAUGGAAUCCCGACACGCACCACGAUGA
Messenger RNA from Aureobasidium melanogenum CBS 110374, 3210 nucleotides. RefSeq lists its product as uncharacterized. Lineage: Eukaryota; Fungi; Ascomycota; Dothideomycetes; Dothideales; Saccotheciaceae. The record is from RefSeq and is a predicted model, not a curated record. The transcript has a single exon. The coding region runs from base 1 to 3210 and encodes 1069 amino acids. Gene Ontology annotation, biological process: transmembrane transport.